GGUGGUGGUGGUGGUGGUGGUGCACAAAAGCGUACGUCGUCUGAUCGGUCGCGCGCGGCUCUCUUUCGCGCUCCGGAUCCGGCGCCGGGAAAGAGACACGGUGCUGGACGGUGGAUGUAGUGACAUGAGAACAUGUGAUUCUGACAGGGUGAAAGAAAGAGCAAGCGACAGCAACAGUCCCCGUAACAUUAUAAUUCUUUCCCCAUACUCUGCUCCCACUGCCAGGUGUGUGUGUGUGUGUGUUGUGUGUGUGUGUGUGUGCCUGUGUGUGUGUCUGUGUAUGUGUGUGUAUGUUGUGUGACGCGCAGCGGUGGUAUACACAGUAGCGGUGGUUCACUCGUUCGUGACGCGUCGCGCCGCUCCGCUAUAUAAUCGUCGGAGACACGCCGGGUACACGCUCGCCGGGAUCGUCGCCCCCUCGCACGCGCGCCGAGGGGUAGUUGGCCACCGUUGCGGAGGAUACGAUGUUCUGAAUUCGGAGCGGCGAAGGGACACCAUACGCAUCAUCAUGGUCGCCAAGCAUUUUGCGGCGCAGGGUUCAAGCCCUGAGUACGGCGUGCCGGACAUGACAGUCAUCAGCGACAUCGAUGAAACUGGUAUCAAUCGGAAUCUUCAAGUUCGUUAUAGCAGGGACCAGAUAUACACGUACACGGGAUCCAUACUGGUGGCUGUGAACCCUUACAAGGAGGUGGACUUCUACACGAAUGAGUACGUGAAUCGAUACCACGGGCAGAAGAUGGGCGCCCUGGAACCUCACGUGUUCGCGUUGGCGGAGGCGGCGUACAGGUCCUUGCAGGACACGGAGAGCAAUCAGUCCUGCGUGAUAUCGGGCGAGAGCGGAGCCGGCAAGACCGAAACUACCAAGUUCAUCUUGCAAUACCUGUGCUCGGUGACCAGUAACGUCGACACGUGGGUGGAGCAACAGAUCCUUGAAGCCAACACCAUUCUUGAGGCGUUCGGCAACGCAAAGACCGUGAGGAACGACAACAGCUCGCGAUUCGGCAAGUUCAUGCAAGUGUGCUUCGACAGCAAGUGGAUGAUCAAAGGAUGCAUCAUUCAGGACUACCUGCUAGAGCAGAGCCGCAUUACCUUCCAGAGCCCCGGCGAACGCAAUUACCACGUGUUUUAUCAGCUGGUCGAGACCGGCACGAGGGACAAGGAAUUCGCCGAGCAAUAUAAGCUGCAGCCGGCCGGCCACUACAAAUAUCUCAAUCAGUCCGGCUGCGUGAAGAUCGAUGGAAUUUCCGACUCUAAGAAACUUGACGCCCUCAGGCUCGCCUUCAAUGUGCUCCAGGUUGCACCGGAGAUGUGCGAGGGUAUCUUCCGGGUUUUGUCAGCUAUCCUGUGGCUGGGGAAUUUGAGUUUCGAGGACGUGGACGGAGAAAGAUGCGAAUUGUUGAGAGAGGAUAGCAACAUAGUCGACACAGUGGCGCCGUUGUUGGGCAUGCAGGUGGAGGACCUCACCAAAGUGGUGUUGAUACGACAGAUAAACGUGCGUGGCAAUAUCACGGAGAUUCCGCUAAAAGUGCAGGAAGCCAGGGAGAAUAGGCACGCGAUGGCGAAGGCGCUGUACUCGCGCACCUUUGCUUGGCUCAUCAAUCACAUCAACAAUUGCACGAACCCGGGCCAAGACAGCUCCCGGUUUCUCGGUGUACUCGAUAUAUUUGGCUUCGAGAACUUUACAUUGAACAGCUUCGAGCAGCUCUGCAUCAAUUACACGAACGAGAAGCUGCACAAGUUCUUCAAUCACUAUGUCUUCGCGCUGGAGCAGGAACUCUAUCGCCAAGAGGAGAUCCAGUAUUCUCACAUCACGUUCACGGACAACACCAUGUGCCUGGAGCUAAUCGAGAAGCCCCCGCGAUGCGUUCUUAAGUUACUGACCGAACAGUGCCAUAUGCCAAAAGGGUCCGAUCUGGCCUACCUGACGAACCUACACGCGGAAUUCGAGAACCACCCGUGCUACGUAAAGGGAGACGAUCGGCGGAAGUGGGAAAAGGAGUUUGGGGUUAAGCAUUACGCCGGCUGCGUGACGUACACUGUCGAGGGUUUCGUUGACAAGAACAGGGAUGUGCAGCAGGACGUCUUCUUUGACUUCAUGUCCAGAAGCACCAACGAAUUCGUGCAGGAGAUCACCGUCUACCAGGAUCUACUGGGAUGUACCGUUGCGCGCGCGACCGGCGGUGCUACCGCAACCACGAUGUCUCGUGGCACUUCCAAGGGCAAGCCGACUUUGUGUGACUCCUUUCGACAUCAGCUGCAGGCUUUGGUGGACGUACUGCAGGCGACCACGCCGUGGUACGCACGUUGCAUCAAGCCGAACAUGGAGAAGAUGGCAAACCACUACGACGAGAAGCUCGUUUUAGACCAGCUUAAGUAUCUCGGCAUGUUGGAUAUCAUUCGCAUACGCAAGGAAGGCUUCCCGAUACACAUGUCGUUCCAUGAUUUCGUCGCGCGAUACCGUUGCCUAGACAAGGCUCGACUUUCGCUCUCCUGUGAUGAGAAGGAAGCAGCCAAACGCUUGAUUGACAGUCAGGGCAUAACGGAGACCGAGUGGCAGAUCGGCCGGACCAAAGUGUUCCUGAGAAGCUACGUGCACGAACCUCUCGAAGAUUCCAGGAAUCAAAUGGUGACGAGCAACGCCAUCGUGAUACAGAAGAUCUGGAGGGGAUAUAUAAAACGGCGAGAAUACAAGCGUAUAAGAGAGGCGGCGCUGAAGGUGCAACACGCUUAUCGAGGCUGGAAGUUGCGAAUAAUGUUCAUCAGGAAGCGCAGAGCCGCCAUCGUAAUCCAGAGUCACCUGAGGGGUGUGUUCGCGAGGGAGGUAGCCGCAGCCCUGCGUGAAAUGAGGCGAGUCGACGAGGAAAUGAGAAAGAGGGAGCGGUUGGAGGAAGAACGAAGACUGAUGGAAGACAAGAAGGCUCUGGAGGAGAGUCAGAGCGCGCAGUACAAUGGUAUUGUCGGGAUGGAACCCGGGAAAGCGCAGGAGGAGAUCGCCGCGUUGUCACAGAUGGCUGAGCAGAUGAACUCGAAAAUGGCCGCCACGGAUCUGCAGUCGGUGGACCUCGACAAUCUGUUCUCUUUCUUGUCAGACGUACAAUCGACCAAGAGUAAUCAGAUCAUCGAUGAAAUCGGCGAGCGAAUGGACGAGUUGGUGGAAGACCUCGACGUGGAAUUGGAGACUGUGAUUCAACAAGAGAUGGAAUCGAACUCCAAGGCCGAAUCGAAGGUUACGUCUCCCAACGGGCAGGAGCCAUCUCCGCAGCUGCAGCAGCAGCAGCGACUACCGUGCACGAACAGCUUGAGCAGCAGUAAACUCGGUCAACCUAGCUUACCAGAACCAACCGAACCCCCGCCACCACCGCCACCCCCGGCACCGCCGUUGAUGAAUGGCGGUGAUUCGUCGAGUGACAACGGCGAGCCAAUUUAUGAAUCGGUGUUGCCACGCGACGAGAACGAACCCGGCAGUCCGAUCACUCGCAACGGCAGCACCGGGCAAUUGAUGAACGGAGAGUCUUGCAGCUCGCCGCCACCUGUGCCAGGUGGCAAGUUGAGCAAAGAGCAACUCGCCGGCAGUCCUCCGUCCAGGCCGGAGUCUCGAAGCUCCAACGGUCAUCAUCAUACGCAGCAUCAUCACCAUCAUCAGACAGUGCCACAGGCGCAACAGAACGGUCACGAUCAGCCGCAGUCACAGCAGUCGCAAGCGCAGCAACAGCAGCCGGUUGAGCAGCGCGAACAACGGCGCAAAUGUCGAGUGGAGCGCAAGCUGCAGGAGUUGGAGGAUAAAAAGGAGCAGGACAAUGAGGCGACGAACUAUCACGACAUCAUGGAAUUUGCACAAAACUACUUCAACAGCCACGAACGCUCGCCAGAAGGCACGAUAAUGGCCACGCUGACAAGAAAGUCACGCGGCAAGAGCGUGGAGUACAUUCCCAAAUAUGAGAUGGUCACGUAUUACAAAGGGAGCAGCAUCCCGAAUUCUCACAUUCACAUGUAUGAUCCCGACAACGUGAAUGUGGCGUGUUCUGUGUUCAGGGAUUUAUGCAAGUACAUACGCGGCGAGAUGAAGCUGGAUCAGGAAAUCCAGACAAUCCAGGGCAUCAUUGCGUAUGGAAUCGAGCGCGAGGAACUGCGCGAUGAAAUCUUUGUGCAGUGCAUACGCCAAGCAACCAACAAUCCCAACGCGGAAUGGGCGGAACGUGUGUGGCUGCUGCUGUGCUUGGCGAUCGUGGCGUUCCAGCCUAGCAAAUUGCUUUACAAAUACUUCGUCUCCUUCCUGAAGAAAAACAUCGCGCUCGAAGGCAAAUUGCGGCAGUAUGUGCAAUGGUGCGUAGACAAUUGCAAGAACACAAAGGUUUCCUGCAGGCAACAUCCGCCGUCGACAGUGGAGAUUGCCGCCAUGAGGCGACUCGGCACUAUAGUCUGCCGGUUCUUCUUCUUGGACGGCAGAACGAAAGCGAUCGACGUACAUCCGACUGACACGGCCGCCGAUGCAGUCGCGAAGCUCGGCGAGAAGUUGGGCCUCCGAUCGUUGGAAGGUUGGGCCAUCUAUCAAAGCAGACCGGACGGAGAGGAGCACGUGCGGGCUCACGAUUACUUGUACGACGUGAUUGCCGCUUGGGAGAUGAAGCAGUGCAAAUUAAACACGGCGCAGUCGACAUUCUCGACGUUACGACGCGGUAAUAACACUACUCUGGGCAGCGGUGACAAUCGCUUCGUCUUCAAGCGAAGAUUGUUCCGCAAUCCGCGGGAGAUCUCGCAGGAUCCUGUGGAAGUUAAUAUGCUGUACGCGCAAGCGGUUUACAACGUCGUAAAGUGCGACGACUUUCCGGUGUCCGAGAAAGUAGCAUUACAAUUAGCUGGCUUGCAGGCGCAGGUGUCUCUGGGUGAUCCCAAGGACAACGACAGACUCGAUUAUUACAGCGAGGUGGACAGUUUCCUGCCUUACAGGAUCAGCCGAGCUCGCGGAGACGACGUCUGGGUGCCGAUCAUCGCCCAAGCACAUCGACAAUACGGUGCUGGGCGUAAGGAGUUAGCGGCCAAGGUCUUGUAUUUAUCCUGUGUGAUGCAGUAUCCUCUUUACGGCACGACCAUGUUUAAUGUCACUUAUCGUGGAUACUGGUCCUACGGCAACCAAUUGAUCUUGGGUAUCAAUUGUGACGGUCUCAUGUUGAUUAAACCAGACGACAAAUUCGUUUUGUCCGAAUACCGCUAUCAGGACGUUGAGAGCAUCAUGCUAGACCCGAGCGACUCUUUCAUCACGCUCUCACUGCUGCGACACAAUCCUGACAGCUCGCACAAGUGCUUCGUCUUUGAAACUCCGCAGAAGAAUGAGAUAGGCAGUCUGAUCGUGAGUUACUGCCCGGCGCUGGCGGGUUGGAUCACAGAGAAUGAAGUGCCGACGAAGAAGCUCAAAGGUAUCACCAACGAAGAUCGUAUUAGGCUCUACCAUAAUCUGGUUAACUGUCGGCGAACGUUGGUGGACACUGAGCUUCUGAGGAAACCUCAGGAUUCCGGCGGUGGUUUCCUGCGUAACACGCUCAGACGAUUGUCCAAGCACAGGAUAGAGAAGCUCAGGCAAGAACAUGGAAGCGCCGACCACGGGGAGACCUACAAGGGUUUCCCUUACGCUUACUGGGCAUUCAGCCGGCAACAGAUACCGCAAAGCUUGGCGAAGCUGCCCGAUCCUGACGAGCAGAUGGCACUGAAUAUCUUCCAGUUAAUCCUGACAUACGCGGGACUCGGCCAAAACGGUGACACAGUGCGCAGAGUCGAGGACGAGCAUGUGAAUCUCAUACAGACAGUGAUGGAGCGUUGUAUACGCAAGGAGAAUCUUCUGGGUGAGCUGUAUCUUCAGUUGAUCAAGCAAACGACUGAUCACCCAGAUCCCAAUAGCCGCGUCAAUCUCAGACACUGGGCAUUGUUAUCGCUCGCAUGUUCCGUAAUUCUGCCGCCGCAGAAGGCUAUACGCAAAUACUUGAUAGCUCACCUGAAGCGCUGCGCCAGCGACUACGUGACCGAGGAGGGCAAAUACGCGAGGUUCGCGGAGAAAUGUCUGUACAAGACGCAGGGCACGAGGCGGCGGCAAUGGCCGCCGAGCCGCGAGGAGAUCAUGUGCACCAUCAAUCGUCGGCCGAUUUACGCGAGGUUCCACUUCAUGGAUGGUCAAUAUCAUGCCGUCGAGUUUCACCCGUCCGCGACGGCCAGGGACGUUAUGGAAAUCAUAAAGACCAAGAUAGGACUGGAGGAAACUGCCAUGGGUUACGCGAUCUACGAAGUGCUCGGACCAACCGAACGUUCGCUAAUACCCGAGGAAAAGAUAGCCGACGUUAUGUCCAAGUGGGAACGCUUCAGAACGUCGCAGCAGAAUCAGCAAACGCAACGAAAGCAUGCUCAUCAUUUCUUCUUAUUUAAGAAACACUUGUUUUUGGACCAAUACAUGAACCUAGAUGAUCCUGUGGAGAAAGAGCUGCUGUAUCAUCAAGUACUGCAUGAUUUGCGAGCCGAUCGGUUUCCCAUCACUGAAAAAGAAGCCAUGAUGCUGACAGCUCUGCAAGCACAGUUGGAAAUGGGCGAUUGCCUCGAGCAAGUUAUAACAGAGCAAGAUUAUCGUACGAUAUCGAGUCACUGCCUGCCGUCGAGGCUGGUGCCGAGCCUGUGCGUGGAGGGUGUGCUCCAGCACCACCAAUCCCUGCGCGGUAUGACGCCGCCCGAAGCGAAGAAAGCCUUCUUGAAUCUGAUCCAGUCGUGGCCGUUGCAUCGCGCGACGAUCUUCGACGUCAUGCAGUCGUUCACCUCGAAUUGGCCUCGUGUGCUAUGGUUGGCCGUCGAUCAGCAAGGUCUUCAUCUCCUCGAACAUCGCUCAAGAAACGCACUAUGUACCUACGAGUAUAGCAGCAUCUUAAGUUAUACUCCCGCCGUUAAUUGCCUGAUGAUCAUCACCGGCACCGACAAAAAGCAGAGCAAAGUCAUCCUCACGACGUCGCAGGCACAUCAAAUAGCGAAUCUGAUUCGCGAGUAUAUGGAGGUGCUGCAGUCACCGCCGGAAAUACCACGGAGGGACUCGACGAUAGCUCAACAGCUGGCUCAACAGCAGCAGCAACAGCAACAGCAGCAACAGCAUCCACAACCGCCCGCUGCAACUGUCCUAUCAACAUCCACCGGUGGACGCAAGUCCCGACCAGCUUCGGCGAUGUUGCACAGAGGUGCUCCGGUAAUUCAGUCGCAAGCUAGUUAGAAUGCCAAUUAGGCGACUCGCGUUUAUAAAGAGACGACGACGAUGACGACGACGACGACGACGACGACGACGACGACGACGACGACGACGACGAUGACGAUGGUGAUUUCCCUUCAACCUGGUACCUAAGGUUCGAGUUCUCGUCGGGCGCGCACGUUCCAUUGCCAAGUGCCAUAAAUCCCAAAUACGCACAGCGUCACGCAUGCGGUACUGUCUAUUUUAUCAAACAGAGAGAAAAGAAAAGAAAUACGCGCGACUAUAUAUGAACAUAUACAUAUAUAUAUAUAUAUAUUACUGUACACACUAACAUUAAUCUCCAACUACCGAACUCCGUCUUUAUCCGUGCGAUUCUCAAAUGCUCCCCUUUACGUGUACUUUCUUUAGCGAUACGUACUCUCUGAGAUUUUAGCGCGUGGUAGAAUGAGGUUUCAGUAUCAGACUGGUGGCGAAAGGAAAGAAAGAAAAAAACAUCUGGCUCGUGUUUACACGUUUCUCACACGCUACACGCGGCUGCCUAUCAGUAUUGAACGAAAGACGCGUACCUUGAACCUUUGGGGAAGAUAUCUCGCAGAUAUCUUCGGAUGAAAAUGAUGUCAGGAGGAGCCGCGUGUAGCGCAGCUUAAACGCGCCGUUAGAUAGAAACAUGAAGAAUACGGGAAGUCUUAAAUCGUUGAUGCUUUCCUCGGUCAGGCCUAUCGAGUGAUUGACGAGGCAAUCGUCGUUUAAGGAUGGCACUAGCUCUUAGGAAUACUUCUUUCUUCCACUAUUUAUUCGAGUUAGCUUAGACCCUUGAGGUCGAGUUGAGUCAAAGACUAGAUUAAUCUUCGCGAAUAGCCGAAUUAGCGCAGCGAGUUGUGAGUGAUAAAUAACUGCCAUUAGAAGUGUUAUUAUUAAACCGCGACAGAGGGCAAGAAGAGACACAAGAAGUUGCCGAGGACUUUUUCUAUUUCUAUUGUGACCGUUAUCAUUGUUGCCUUUUUUAUGAGCGACCGCCACCGUUUUUGAUAACCGUUUUUGCAGCACGACAAAAGCAAACGCGAGAACUAUGUACACGGCGAUACAUAUUUAACGAUUGAAUAAUAACGAUCGAUCAUCCCGACUCCGCGUUCGAAGUCGCGUUAUCCCACCGGCAUAUCAGAUAUCUAGAUCGACGAGCGACACAAGAGAAAGAAAGAACCGCGCGAUUGCCCGAUUACGAUGCGAGACCAAAAACUUCAUCAUCUCUCGAACGUGAACGUAAACGUUCGAUCGCGAACGUUGUCUGCCAAUUGUUAUAUACAUACAUGUUAUAUACACCAUACCUUUGAGGACAGCGGGACGAUGCGGUGGCCAAGAUUUUGUGACAUUUUAUUGAUAUUAUAAAUUCACGAUUAUAUGCGUGCGUACAUGCAUGAAAGAAUCUUUACAAAUUGUCUGCGGUAAGAACAGCAACGAGAACCGCAAGAUAAUGCAAGAUAUUAUCUCGCGUAUCGGGAAAAAAGGGAGCGAGAGUAACUCACGUAUAGCGAGAAGACAAGUUUUGCUGAGGCGCUUACGUUCUGGAAAAAGAAAAAAAAUGGAUUGUAAAUCUCUUGUAAAGCUUUGGCCACCACGCAAGAUCCCGCGAGAUCCGAAAUCGCGCGAGACAAUCGUUGAAAGAGAGCGGGAUAUUGUUUCCCCUUCCUUGAGAUCGAUUCCUUGUCAACGAUUCCACAAGCUCGACACAUAUUUAACGGGGUAUAUAUACCUUUCGCAAAAAGUUGUACUGCAUGUCCGUCGUUAAGUCGACUCUCGAGCCGCUAGAUACCAAGUGGAAGCGGCUUGCAUUUGAAUACUGUGCGAGAAAAUCGAAAUCCGCAUGCGGGGAGCUGUUUGCUUCGCUAACGAUAAUCACGUAAAACUAGUUUAAGGAUACAGAAGAGCGUGCGUGCGUAUGUGCACGCAUGCAUUUGGUGCGAAUCAUGGGUUACUCAUAUAUACGAAGAGUGAGACGAAAGUAUUCGCGCGCGUAUCGUUCUCUUGGGAUGAAAUUUCGCACGACGAAGGAGGAAAAGUAUUGCGAUGAAGAGAACACGCUGACGCUUACUGGUAAAUAAUUACUUUUAUUUGCGGCACACACGUCGAGCGAUGCGCUUUGUUGCGGCUUUAUUGGCAACAUACGUGUAAAUGUAAAAAAAUAUCCCAUGGGAGAUGGCGAUCGUGUGCGAAUACUUGUUUUACUCGCUGCAUGUAAGACAUAA
Messenger RNA from Harpegnathos saltator (Jerdon's jumping ant), 9453 nucleotides. RefSeq names its product unconventional myosin 81F (gene Myo81F). NCBI's taxonomy places the organism in Eukaryota, Metazoa, Arthropoda, Insecta, Hymenoptera, Formicidae. Gene Ontology annotation, biological process: signal transduction. The record is from RefSeq and is a predicted model, not a curated record. Gene Ontology annotation, molecular function: cytoskeletal motor activity; ATP binding; protein binding. The transcript has 16 exons. Gene Ontology annotation, cellular component: myosin complex; cytoskeleton. The coding region runs from base 509 to 7234 and encodes 2241 amino acids.